AUGUCCCAUCUCGCCGAAGACGAGAUGGACACGCUCGACCAUGCCGCUUCUGGCUUUCCGGCCGGGGCGGCGGCGGCUGGGGCGGCGGCGGGCGAUGCCGUGGGCGAGCUCGCCGGCAAGGAGACGUACGGGUCUCUGCCGUCGUGGAACAUCGUGGUCAUCUGCACCGUCGGCGGCGUCCUUUUCUUCGAGCUCAUCUGUCACCAGAUGAACCACGCAGCGGAGGGCAAGAGGCACGCUCAAGACCUGCUAGAGACUCUGUACCGAGAGCUCGCGAUUCUCGGGGUCGUGGCCUUCAUCCUGUGGUCCAUCAACGUCUCCCCCGCGGUCGAUAUCGAGUACGGCGACAAGCACUUCUUCGAGCAAAUCCACAUGGCGCUAUUCCUGGCGGCGUUAUUGCACACCUUUUUUGUCGGGGUGGUGGCCCUGUACGCGAGGCAGAUCAACCGCCGCUGGGACAUAUUCGAGGACGAUGAGAUGCGCAGGUACAAAGACCUCAAGCAGCAGCACCGCCGCACUGCGCAGAAGCUUGGCAUCCGGCAAGCCGACCUCAAGUACGGCAUCGGGACGUGGCGUGCGGCGUGGCUGACGGUACGACACCCCAUCCUCUUCCGCCGGCUGUCGGAGCUGUCCGAGCACGUGGGGUACCACGCCAUCCGAGCGCAGUUCAUCAAGUCCAACCAGCUACCCAAGAACUUCCGGUUCGCGUCCUACCUGACCAAGUGCGAGCAGUCGGUGGUGUUGGAGCUGGCCGGGGUCAAGGAGGGCGUGUGGGUGGCCCUCAUCCUCUUCGUCGGCGCCGAGCUGUUCGUCAAGGGCAUACUCGGGAAGGCCGAGUCGAGCGAGGAUGUGAAGCCAAUCUUCAUCACCGGCACGGUUAUCGUCAUGCUGGCAGCCAUCGCGGUGCACCUCAAGCUCAGGUCCAUCUACUACGACAUGAUCCGCUCUUACCAGGCCAGCACGGAGAGAAGAGACGACUUGAUGCAGUUCGUCGGACCCGGCACGUCUAACACCAUGCGCCAGAAGUCGCUGUUCUGGUUCAGCAGACCAGGGCUGAUGCUGGUGACCCUCCAGUCAAUGCAGUUCCUCCUCGCGAUCAUGGUCGGAGCACUCAUCUGGUUCGGCAGCACGGACAGCACCGGCUUGAUGAUCCUGGCGGAGGUCUUCCUUGGGGUCGGCGCGUUCGGCAUCUACACCAUCGUCCUACCAAAGUUCAUCCCCAAGUACACAACGGUCACGCACGUUGGCGCCAUGGUGAACCGGCACAUUCUGAGCGAAUGUCUGGUGAAGCAGAAGAGAGCCUUCCAGCACCGUGCUCUGCCACCGACCCUCCGUCAGGUGUCAGUGAUGGCUCGCAUGCAGGCCAAUUACAAGGGCGAGAACGGCAGGGUCUUGACUUUCCUCAGGAAGCUCAUGUCCGGGCAUGCUUGGCGCGAGUUCAUGCAGGUUCUGGUGACGGUUCACUUCUUCGUCGUGGCGUACAACAACGACCCUGUCAGGAGCGGCGUGGACACCACGCAGACGCUUUUGGCCGAGGUUACCCUUGGAUCCGUCGCCCUCUUACUGGAGAUCGUGACGCACUUCGUCGUGUGGAAGGGCAAGCUGUGGUUCCGCUGCAGCCUCUUCGCGGUGGGGAAGGGCGAGGAAACCCCCUCCCCGGGGGGCGGAUCCGAGGCCUCUGCCCCGGGGUACCCUUCCGGCGGAAGCCACCGCGGCCUCCUCGGUCACGCCAACGACACCGGCGGCGUGAAGGCGGAAAUGCCCGGAGCGCCGAAUCAUGGCGUCGGCGACGGCGGGCAGAAGCUUCUUUCUCCGCACACACAAGAGGGCACCAUGUACCCUAGCGGGAACUACAACUACAACGACAACGAGUACUACUACGAGGAGGAGGAGGACACGGCGUGCUCGCGCUGCUCCGUUUGGGCGUGCUUCGGCUGGAACGGAGAAGAUCAGGGCAAACGUUUCUUCUCGGUGCCACCGUCGGCUAAAGUAGGGUGGUGGAGGACGGUGGACCUGGUGCUGGUGCUGGUCGUUGCCGGCGAGUCGAUCGUGUCCAUGGCCACCUACCUUGCCGAAGGGGACUAUCGGGUAGUGCACGCCUUGCAGGGCCUCGUAAUCCUCAGGUGGUUCCCGCUCAUGUUCUGCCCCUUCCCUCCCGCGGAGGGCCACGACGACCUCCACGACGUCGGCGGGGCCACCGUGCACCACGACCCGCUCAGCCACAACGCCCGCGAGGAGACCCUCAAGGAAACCCUGGCCCUGCUGCGGGGCCAAACCAAGCUCACCGCAGUCUUUGACGGCAACAACAUGGGCCACGCAGACGGAGGGAACCUCACUGCGGGCGAUGAUACCGACAAGCUGGAAGAGAAGGGCGACGGCGGCCUCAUCUACCCGAACAGCGGCAGCAGCGGCCUCGCCGCAGGAGGAGGAGGAGGAGGAGGAGGAGGAGGAGGAGUACCGGGCGGCAUAGCGAACGUCGGCGUGGCUGUCGCCCUCCGCGAGGCCUGCGCCGCGCACCCGGACCUCGUCCGGUCCCACGGGCCCCUCAGCGCGCCGAUCCUGCGAGCCAUGGUAGGGCUCGACCCCCACAAGAUGGCUCGCAGGGAUGACGGCGCCCAGGCUCUCGACAUGGCGGCCCGGGCCGUCGCCGUCGCCCGCGGGGUUCCGCGCUCGAACGCCCCGGUGGUGGGUGGGGGGGACGGUGCCCCCGUGGGGGGGGCGACGCGCCUCCGCAGGCAAUCGUCGGGAGGCAGCGUGGGGGGGGGGGGCAGGGAGUCCCCGUCAUCGUCGUCACCCCCCCGUCGGAGACCGCACUUGUCGUCGUCUUCCAGCGAGCUUUCCACGUCGGAGGAGGAGGGGCAGGAGGGAGGGGAGCAAGUCUUGGGGGGGAAAAGGUUCGCACCCAAGUACGAGCCUCACUCGCGGCUCUCGGGGUCCAGCUCCCACUCCAAGGGCAGCGCCGGCGGCAGGGUCAGCUCGUCCAGCCGCCACCACCACCGCCGCCGCCGCAGCCGCUCGCGCUCGGCGACGGCGGCGGCGGGGGGCGAAAACCCCGUCGUCCCGCCCGCGAUCGAGGACGUGGAGCGGCCGGUGCUGCGGUCCUUCGCUAGCUUCGCCAGCGCGGGCGGGGGGGACGGGUCCCAGCACGGUCAACGUUCCGCCGACGCCGCGGCGACAGCCGGCGGGUUCCCGGUCCCAACCGGCAGCGCCGGCUCCGUUCCCUACUCGAGCUCCCGCCGCGGCACCGCCCGCCACGGCAUGCCCGGGGGCACGCACCACCGACGGCGGAGUCACGGACACCAGGGGACCGAUGCCGCCGCCAACACCUCCGCGGAGAAUGAGACCUCGGGACGGGCGGCGGGGGGCCCGCAGGUGGCGCAGGCUGCCACCCUGGUCGUACCGGACCUGGGUGUCGGAGGAGUCUCCGGGAGUUCGGACGUCGUGCCGGCGGCGGCGGCAGCGGAAUCUUCCGGGUCCGGGAGAGGGAGGGGCUCGUCAGCUCCCGCCGACCUUGAGAACGCGGCUGCGGGCGCGGGUGGCCGUAAGGCUAACCGUUCGGAGUAGAUUAAGCGGGUUCCGGUCGAUUAUUUGAUAGGUCUGGAUUUUGCUCUCAACGAUGGUGUCUGCGAGGUGGUCGUCUGCAUGCAGGGCAUAGUAGAGAGGGGG
Molecule: messenger RNA, 3666 nt
Organism: Ectocarpus siliculosus
Lineage: Eukaryota; Phaeophyceae; Ectocarpales; Ectocarpaceae
Source: the annotation of a GenBank genome assembly